This is a messenger RNA of Entrophospora sp. SA101, 309 nucleotides long. The record is from the annotation of a GenBank genome assembly. Lineage: Eukaryota; Fungi; Glomeromycota; Glomeromycetes; Entrophosporales; Entrophosporaceae.
AUGAAAGGUUUGAUUGAAGAAGAGGAAGAACAGAAGGAAAAGAGAGACAAGUGGGAAAGAUUACAUGAUGCAUUGAUUGUAAUUAGUACCAAGGAAGCAGCAUUGUUUAUGUUUGAUAUAAUAGUUCAUUCACAGCAAAAGAUUAUUGCGGUCAGUCGUAUCAGGAAACAUCUUACAUCUGAUUCAGAUAAUGAUCUAAUCAGAUAUGCAAAGAAACUUUCAGGAUGCCUUUUGCAAGCUGGAGCUCUGAAAUUUUUUAAAGACACUGAAAAAGAGUUUACCAUCACUCAUCUUUGUGUAAUUGGAUAG